AUGGCAAAGACCAGUUCAGUAAGGCGGACCUUACUGCCCCGGCUAUGGUGGCAAUUAGGCAGCAUCCGGCUUGUUGCCGAGUAUGUCAUUGGAGAAACCGCCAAGAGGAAGCGCUCAUUCUCGAUCGGCUUGUUAACAGUGUUUUUAACGGUUGCCUUCUUGAGCUUAAUUCAGAAUAUUAUUGAUCGUGCAUCUGUCAUAUUUAUCAAAUUUUCCGAAGAUUCGGCAGGACAAUGGGACUUGCUCCUCUCACCCACCUUGAGCAGUGGUUCACCGUCCAUACUGCUCAAUUACACAGUUAUAAACACAUCCUUAAGCUCAGCACCGCAUGUUGCAGGUGCAGCGCCACGCUGGAUACUUCCAGGCAGUCUUCGUAAAGCGAAUCAACCGGACAAUCCAGUAUAUGUGAUGGCCUUCGACUAUGCACUGGAAAAGGAAAUAGGGCUUGGUUCGUCAUGGCCGUACCGCGAUCUUAAAGAAGGAGAGAUCUCUGUCACUGCAUCUUUAUUGCAGAAAAUGAGAGUAAAACCAAAUUCAGGUGAACGAAUGAAUUUGACCGUAUCUCUGGCGGAUGUUGUAAAGUCGUUGUCUGGCGUCAGUUCCAGCAGCUCGUCGACGAAUAGUGGAACGUCUCAGACAGAUGUCAAUAAUGGUACCGCAUCAACAAAUCCCUCCUCCACCAGCGGUAGCAAUCCGUUUGCAGGGUUUAUACCGGCAUCGGGAUUCAUUGUGUCAAACACUACCCUCUCACUAUUGCCACCUUCUCAACAGAGUUCUAUUUCGAAUUCGUUUCCUAAAGAUUCAAAUGGGAAUGUAAAUGUCACGUCCGAUCAAGCAUGGGCAAUUGUAACGGCCGCAUUGACCAAUUUCACACAGGAGUUUACAGUUGUGGAUGCAAUCAAAGCCCCUCAUGGGAAGUAUCCAAGUGCAAUGGGAAAUGUAGCGAUAAUGGGCCUCGAGGCAGUGGAGAAGAUGAUCAAUGAUUUUAUCAGCGGCAGUCAAAUGACUAGCAGCAACCCUGAUAGCCAAGUAGCUGGACUGCUUUUGGGCUCUUUAGUUGCUCAAGGGAAUGCCGUAUCGUUCCAAAACAUGACCGUAAAGUUGCGGGAGCAUGUAACCUCGGUGAUUGCAGUCAUGAAAGAUCGCAUGGCGACCUACUCGAAACAAGAUCAGUCGCGGAAAUCCGAUGUUGUAAGGUUCUCCAAUGAAGUUGCGACUAAUAUCGGUCUGGGAGCGCCGGUCGACUAUACAGCAGUACUCUUGACAGCCUUGGAAGCCACUAGUUUUAUGCAAAUUUUCCUCGGAGAAGUGCUCUUAACGGUCAUCAUCGUCCUUCUGGCUUUAGCAAUCCUAUUGAUUUUUUCACUGCUUCUAACGGAUGUGGAGGAUAAGACAUUUGAGUACGGGAUGCUUCGGAGCCUUGGAAUGCGUCAACGCAACUUGAUCAAUCUGCUAUUUUUUCAGUCUUUGUAUUUUUCGGUGCCGGCCAUUCUGAUUGGGCUUCUCGUGAGCUAUGUCGCCUUUAUUCCGAUAUCGUACGGGUUAUCCCAAUUCGCCAACAUCCCGCUAGAUGCAUCUUUGAGUACCGCGUCCAUCUCGUUGGGAGUUUGCGCUGGCAUUUUGUUACCCUUAUUGGGAAUGAUUCUGCCCACUCGCCGGGCACUGGGGAAGACGCUCCGAGACGCCCUGGACGUCUUCCGCACCUCUAUCAAUGAUGUGUCCGUCAGGGUUGAGAAACUGGAAAAAUUGGGAUUGUCGCCGAUCGAGAUGAUAAUCGCAUUGGUGUUGAUUGUCGUUGGCUUUCUCGUGUACUAUAUCGUGCCUCUUAGCUUCGUCUUCCAAGAUUUGCAAAUAUUCUUUCGCAUCAUGACUAUUAUAUUACUGGGCAUGUUGCUUGGAGCCAUUUUGCUAGGGCAAGUUCUGCAGCAUUGGUUUGAAGUUACCCUUGCGCAUGUGAUCGUUCGAGGAGUCGAUAAAGCCUUGGUUCACAUUGUUUGCAAGAAUUUGGCGGCCCACAGGCGACGGAACAAUAAGACCACGUUGAUCUUCACGUUGUGCUUGGCAUAUAUCGUGUUUGCAUCGACGAUGUUUACCCUACAAGCAACCUCAUUGAGAGAGCUGGUCGAGUGGCAAUAUGGGGCUGAUAUCUUGGUGACGGCUCCCGAGUGGUCAACUCCCUUACCAGAACAGAGUUUGAGACGCUAUCUGGAUGAUGCCGUCUCUGGAGCCGCCAAUCAAACCCAACGAACGGUGAUCAAAGGAUACACGUUUGCAACUUUUGAUCUGAAUGAGUUCUGGGCAGUCAGCUGGACCGACAUUUACCCUCUUGUGUCGUUGAGUACACCAAACGCUCAAAUAUAUGGGCUGGAGCCGAAUUUUCUCUCGGGUUCAUUGCUGCACUAUUACAUGCCAGACCAGAUCGAUCAAAGCGUUGGCCCUAUCAAAUGCGUGCAAGGAAAUUGCGACCAUCGAGAUGUAGUGGAAGCACUCACGUUCGAAGUUGAUCCAAGGAGUUACCUUGACCUACCGAGGGACCUCGCCGAAAGGCUGCCUGUUCCUAUAGGUGUUACGACGGCUUCUUGGGCGAAUGAACAAUUUGACACGAAUACCACUCGGCUGUACCGCACCGCCAUGCCCGUUCUUGUGUCGAAAGCGCUCGAGGAUACCUCCUAUGUUGAUGUUGCCAAUCUACUUGAGCUCACCAUGAUGUUUACAUCCAGCAGUGAUGGUGGCGGGAACUCAUUUUGGCGUUCGUAUCUAUGCAAGCCAAUUGCCUUCCUUAAAAAGCUCCCUUCCUUUACAAAAGUAGGGUCAGACGAUGGCCAACUGUUUAUUUCAAUGCAAUCGUACGAGCGGCUACUGGGAGAUAUUGGGCAUUUUGCCUCUGUGACCACCGGUAUGAAUGGGACGAAAAUCCCUCUAGAGAAACUCUUAGUCACAGUGUCCUCUGACGCGACGGAUACCGAGAUUGGCACUCUUGCGAAUGAUUUGACGAGCGUCAUAAACAACGACCAGAUCAAAGUCGCAGUACUGAAGGAGCAAGUUAAAGGGACUACGUCGGCGUCGACCUAUAUUAUGUACUUGUUCUACAUUGUUGCGAUCGUUGGCUUAAUAUUCUGCUUUUUCGUAUUAUGGCUAUCAUUUUCAGCCAACAUACGAGAAAACUCUUGGGAAUUUGGCGUUUUGCGGGCUAUAGGAUUUUCGGUGACAAGUGUACAGCGUGUCUACAUUUACGAGGCAGUCUGUAUCAUCUUAUCGUGCGCGAUCAUCGGAACAACUACAGGUGUUUUAAUCGCGCUAGCUGUGGCCCUGCAAUUCAACCUCUUCACGAGCCUACCGUUCAGCUUCACGUUCCCUCUCCCGUUAUAUUGUAUUGUGCUUGGUUUAUCCUUUGCUGUAUCUGUGGCGGGAUCAUACCUUCCCAGCAGACCCUAUGCAAAGGAAAAGAUUGCAUCGGUAUUGAAGGGUAGAUGAUGCUGUUCUUUUAUAGUUUUCCAUUGUACGUAGUUGCAUCUGUCACAAUUUGCCAUAACUUUAUGUUCCAGCAUUACCUUACUCUGUGCUAAAUGCCCAUACCCCAGUCGUGAUAGUACUGCCUAUCAGAGUAUAGAAAUGGAGUAUUGGUUUGGUUUUGACACAGUCUCACGUAUGAUGGCAUAAUCAUAUUUGUAAGAGUAGAUACAGC
This is a messenger RNA of Spizellomyces punctatus DAOM BR117, 3685 nucleotides long. RefSeq lists its product as uncharacterized. Lineage: Eukaryota; Fungi; Chytridiomycota; Chytridiomycetes; Spizellomycetales; Spizellomycetaceae. Bases 1 to 3474 code for a protein of 1157 amino acids. Gene Ontology annotation, cellular component: membrane. The record is from RefSeq and is a predicted model, not a curated record. The transcript is spliced from 16 exons.